UUCGCACCCCGCAGCCUCCUCCCCAACAGGCAGUUAGGGCGGAUGGUGGAAGUGGCCAGGCGAUGCGGAGGUCCUUGGGGCGAGGAAGGAGGGAGCUUCUGCCCGAAGCAUCGGGAGCCCCUGAAGCUCUUUUGUAGGGACCACGAGACCCUCAUCUCCGUGGUCUGCGACCGAUCCAAAGAGCACAAGGGCCACUCGGUGAUCCCUCUGCAGGAGGCUUUCCAGGAAUACCAGAUAGGAUUCAGCCAGGAGGAAUCACUGCAGGGAGCCAUUCAGAUCCUUGGUCUUCCUGCCUGGUGCAGAACCAUCAGUCAGAACCAGACUGGAGAGAAGAUUCAAGGAGCUUUUAUUGAAGUACUUCACUCUUGUUCUUCUUCCUUUCUUCUUCUCUUCCCCCUUAGAGAGAAUGUAAUUCUGGAUCCAGACCCUGCCCACCCUGACCGCCUUGACAUCUCUGAAGAUCGAAAAAGUGUCAAAGGACUUAAUCCAGUUAAAAAAAUAAAUGAUGUCGCAAACUGCAAGAGAUUUGAAUAUAAUCCUUAUGUCCUUGGCUGUCAGGAGUUUUCCACAGGGAGGCAUUUCUGGGAAGUUAUUAUAGGAGACAGAGCAGGAUGGGGUGUAGGGGUUGCCAGCAAGGCACUGAACUUAAGAAAUUUUGAUGUGCAGACCAGACACUGGCAGAUUGGGGAAUGGGAAGGGAAAUACAUGGCCAUUUCUCCGUCAGAACGCUUUGACUUGGUCCUGACUGAGAGGCCCACGAGGGUCUGCAUCUGCCUUAACUGCGAAGAGGGGCAAGUGAACUUUUUUGAUGCCAGGACCGCAGCUCUGCUCCAUACAUUCUCAGAGGCUUCCUUGGUUGGAGAGACUCUUCUGCCCUGUUUCUUUUUGCACGAUGGCGUCUGGCUGGCACUCCCCUAAAAGAAGGGAUCCCCAUAGGCAAACCUUUGGAAAAUCCCUAUUUGCCAAGCAGGGAUCUCUGAAAGCCUUUAAAGCAGAGAUUCCUUAGCUUUUUGCUACUUCAGCUUCCUUUAUUGUGUAUUCUAUGCCACCCCAAAUUGCUUGCAGUUGUGGAGCCUUGGAAACUGAAGGAACGGGUCAGUCAGUCGAUCUAAAAAAUGAGGUGUCCAAUAAAAGCUUGAUAGUCUGUAAUGUCAUUUCUUCAGGUGUGUCGAUAUUAAAGAUAGCUUAUUUUACAGCUGAACCCAGAAAUCAUGGGUUUUUAAUGUCCAUCACAGCUCUCUUGCCCAUUUAUGUAUAAAGUUUGUUUGUUUAAUGUUGAGUUGCAAUCCGUGAUUGUGUAGGUUCCCAUAAUUCAGUAUAUUCUGUAAUCUUUUCCUACUUUUUUUUCUUUCCUCCCUGCUUUUUUCCGUUUCAGUUUAAAUCACAUAACCCUAGCAGGGCUUCAGCAAGUAGAGCCUCAUAGGGUUUUUUAUUUUUAUUUUACAGAUCUGUUUCUGUCUUUUUAUACUUAUGUAAAUUAUCUACAACAAUGGGAUUACCGAUUGUAGGAGUGAUUGUAAUUUUGUAAGGGUCUCAUGGAUUGUAGUUCCUUCCCUUGCAAUUUUAUGUCAAUAAAUGUAUUUUUACCUCAUUUUAUUUGCCAAUAUGAGAUUUUAUUUCUACUUUAGAGUGGUGGUAUUACUUUUAUGCUGUUUGAAAUAAAAACAAUUCAGUGAUUAUUCAGUGUAAUACUGUAUGCACAUAGAAAGAGAAGAUGCACAGAAGAUAGUAGACAAAAAUAAAACAUACCAUCUGUUAUCAAGAUAGGAGAUGUGAGAGCUAUGUGAGAGCUAUGUGGACUUCUCAGGGUGCCGUCCACCAAACAAUGCCGGCUGGCGGCCCCCAGGGGAAGGGCCUUCUCUGUGGGGGCGCCCACACUCUGGAACGAGCUUCCCCCGGGUCUACGUCAAAUACCUGACCUUCGGACAUUUCGUCACGAACUAAAAACACACCUCUUUAUUCGCGUGGGGCUGGCUUAAAUUAGUUUUAUUGGGAAAUUUUAUCAAUUUUAAACGGGGUUUUUAGUAUGGAAAUUCUUAAUUUCAGGCUAAUUUAAAUAAGUUUUUUAAUGGUAUUUUAAUCUUUAUAUUGUAUUGUUUUAUUUUGCCUGUACACCGCCCUGAGUCCUUCGGGAGAAGGGCGGUAUAAAAAUCAAAUAAAUAAAUAAAUAAAUAA
Ahaetulla prasina is the source of this 2175-nucleotide messenger RNA. RefSeq names its product zinc finger protein RFP-like. The record is from RefSeq and is a predicted model, not a curated record. Bases 43 to 918 code for a protein of 291 amino acids. Gene Ontology annotation, molecular function: zinc ion binding; protein binding. The transcript is spliced from 3 exons. Lineage: Eukaryota; Metazoa; Chordata; Lepidosauria; Squamata; Colubridae.